Molecule: messenger RNA, 875 nt
Organism: Corapipo altera (White-ruffed manakin)
Lineage: Eukaryota; Metazoa; Chordata; Aves; Passeriformes; Pipridae
Product: myelin-oligodendrocyte glycoprotein-like
Exons: 2
Source: RefSeq, a predicted model, not a curated record
AAGGGGGGACGGGUGAGAGAGCAGAGCAGAGCCAGGUCCUGUCUUGGCUGGGCCUUGGAUGAGUGUUUGGACUCUUUGACUUCCCUUGCUCCAAAGCCUUCUCCCACUCUCAGGGAGGUGCAGGCAAUGAGUCCUGACUUGCUCAGAGUUUGUCCUUCUCGUCCUGCCCCUGUGCGUCUCCUUCUUAAGGCUGGAUCAGAAAAGCCAGGGCUCCAUAGGAAAACAACUACCCCUUUCUGCUGGAAUUGGAGGAGAUGGUACAGCUUGUCCUUUGCUUUCCCAUGGGAAAUUCCCACCACUUUUGGUACCAGUCAGGUCCUUUGUCUAUAAAGCACUAACCAAAGUCAGUCUGAUGAAGGAAAAUCGAUUUCAACCUUCAGCAUCCAAGUUUCUUCCCUCGACAUUCCAGAAAGGGCUGAAAUCAGCAAUGAAACCCCUUUCAAAGUGAAUUCAUCCUGCUUGCUUGGUUGGUUGGUUUUAAAUUCCCUUGUUUGUCUUCCCUCUUUCCUUUGCCCUCUCCUUUGCCAUCUCCAGGUUGUGCUCCAGGGAGGAGGAUGCUCUGUGGUUCCCCCAUCCACUGCUCUCUGCUGGCUUUUGUCAUUUCCACUUUAGUUUUCCAAGUUCCUCAGGGGCACUCAGCUCCACUCACCGUCACUGCACCCCCCGGCCCCAUCACCGUGGCCAAGGGCGAGGACGUGGUGCUGCCCUGCAGCUUCUCCCCGGGGCAGAAUGCACAGGACACGGAGGUGACCUGGUUUCGAGAGCAGUUCUUGCCCUUUGUGCAUCGCUACAAGUUGGGCCAGGACCAGUUUGGGGAGCAGAUGGUUCAGUACCAAGGGCGCACUGAGCUGGGGAAGGACGGCCUUGCCAAGGGC